AGCUGCAGAAAGGGAAACAGUGUGUGAGGGGAAGAGGCCAAUUUCACUACCCCGGUGUCUCUAGUUCUCGCUCGCUCUCUCUUUCUCUAAGGGUGUGCAUAGGGAAGAAGAGAAGGAACUCUAUAAUUAGCUCCCCCCUUUUUUUUUUGCAGAAGGGGAAAAAGCAUACAUUUAUUAAUGCCAUUCUGUUGCACGAGUGCUUUUUUUGGGCUUAAUACCUCGCAACCAAAUAAUUGCACAAACUCCUUGGUACUGAUUCCGCCCACAGAAGCCAGUCCUGGAGUCAGACUCUUUUUUGCUUUGCAUGGUCGGAAAGAGACUAAGUAAUACAGACUAUGUUGCUUUCUUGAGAGCUGAGGGCACUUGUGAACUGGAAUCAACUGCUGCAGGGUGAAAAAAAAAAACUGCCUGGGAGGAGAACGAAAAAAAAAACUUGCAUUGGAGGAUUCAGCAACCAGCAUUAAAGAAACUACUCUUCACUUUAAAGCGGUCUCCAGAUUUUCUGAAAGCGAGGGAGACAGCCAACGGCACCACGGUGAGAGAAGAGCUUGCCUGGAACUACAACUCCUCAGCAAGGGGCUGAGUAUUUUUUGGGGGGAGGGGUGGCGGGAGGGCAUCUCUUCGGGACUUUCGUUAUCCUCUCGUUCCACCACCACCUCUCCCGUGAAGUUGAGGUUUCCCCUCACCUCACUCGCCCCAUUUUUUCUCGUUUUUGGUGUGUGUGUGGGUGGGUGUGGUGUAUUUCGUUUUGGGUACUUUGGAGGGUGGGGGGGGACCCUGGCGAGCUAUCGUGCAGCUGCCGCCGUCAGUGUGUGAGUUUGAGCCGGGGACAUGGUGCAGCAGACGAACAACGCGGAGAACACGGAAGCGCUCCUGGCCGGCGAGACCUCCGACUCCGGGGCCAGCAUCGAGCUGGGCAUCGCCUCUUCCCCGACGCCGGGUUCCACCGCCUCCACCGGCGGCAAGGCGGAUGACCCGAGCUGGUGCAAGACCCCCAGCGGGCAUAUCAAGCGGCCCAUGAAUGCUUUCAUGGUGUGGUCGCAGAUCGAGAGGCGAAAGAUCAUGGAGCAGUCUCCAGACAUGCACAACGCCGAGAUCUCCAAGCGGCUGGGCAAGCGGUGGAAGUUACUCAAGGACAGCGACAAGAUCCCUUUCAUUCGGGAGGCGGAGCGGCUGCGCCUCAAGCACAUGGCAGACUACCCAGACUACAAGUACCGGCCCAGGAAGAAGGUGAAAUCGGGUAACGCCAGCUCCAGCUCCUCCUCUACCUCCUCCUCGUCCUCCUCCAAGCCCGGGGAGAAAGGAGACAAGGUCGGCGGCGGCGGCGGCGGUGGCAGCAGCAGCAGCAGCAACAGCAGCAGCGGCAGCAGUUCGGGAGGCGGGGGAGGCGGCGGCGGCGUCGGCGGCAGCGGCAGUAGCAGCAGCGCCAACUCCAAACCCGCGCUGAAAAAGAGCUGCGGCUCCAAGCUGUCCGGCGGCGGCGCGGGCGGCGGGGGCGGCAAACCUCAUGCCAAGCUGAUCCUGGGAAGCGGCGGCGGCGGCGGCAGCAGCAGUAAAGCCUCCGCCUCCUCUUCGUCCUCCUUCGCCCCGGAGCAGACGGCAGCGACCGCUGCCCUGCUCCCCCUGGGCGCCCCUGCUGACCACCACUCGCUCUACAAGUCCCGGACUACCAGCACCUCCUCCACUUCUUCCUCCGCUUCUUCUUCCUCCUCCUCUUCCUCGGCCUCCUCCUCCUCCUCCUCCUCGGCCUCCUCUUCCCUCUCGGCCUCCAGCAAACACCUGGCCGAGAAGAAGCUGAAGCGCGUGUACAUGUUCGGCCUCACCUCCUCGUCCCCCGUGAGCGGGGCCGUGCCCGCCAGCCCCAGCCUGAGCGGGGGCCAGGAGACCAGCGACGCGGGCAGCCUGUACGAGGAGGGCGGUGCGGGCUGUCCGCCGGACGGGCACAGCCUCCGCGGCAGCGCCGCCUCGUCUCCUGCCGACGGUGGCUCCCCGGCCGACCACCGCAACUACACCAGCCUGCGGGCCGCGUCGCCCACUCCCUCCACCGCACACUCCCACUCUUCAUCCUCCUCGUCGUCCUCCUCCUCCCACUCCUCCUCGUCCUCCUCCGUCUCUUCUUCCUCGGAUGAGGAGUUUGAGGACGACCUGCUCGACCUGAACCCCAGCCCAAGUUUUGAAAGCAUGUCUCUGGGCAGCUUCAGCUCCACCUCCGUGCUGGACCGGGACCUGGAUUUUAACUUCGAGCCUGGCUCGGGCUCACAUUUUGAAUUCCCGGACUACUGCACGCCGGAGGUAAGUGAGAUGAUCUCGGGGGAUUGGCUAGAGUCCAGCAUCUCCAACCUGGUCUUCACUUACUGAAGAGAGCGAGCGAGACAGAAGAGGGACGGGAGGAAAGAAAAAAAUUUUUUAAAGGAGAGACAGAGAGGAGAGGAAAAAAAAAGAAGACGCGAAGGAGAAAAUGGAUAAAGAGUGGACAAAAGGAAAAAGAAAGAUGUGAGAAGGGGAAAGAUUUCGCACACCCACGCCCACUUAACAAGUUACAGUAUCCAGAGGAGUGAGGGAUUUCUCUGCCAGCCCGGUGCGGUUUUUUUUUGGGCGGUGUUCCUCACCCCCACAUUGAUAUUGCACCCCCUUCUCCCCAAACCCCCUCCCCCCCGGGUUCGUAAAACUGACUUGUUCGAAAAGAUUGAAAAGGGGGACCUGGAAGGAGCAGGGUGGAAAGGAUCGUUCUUUUGUUAAAACUACGUUUCCACCCCUUGCUCGAAGAGACACCCCCACUGCUACCCCACCCCCCCCAACCAACAACACAGACCCACAACCAACUCACACAAACGGACACUUCCGGACGUCUCACCCCAGGAAAAAAAAGCCAGGUUGUUGCUUUUCCAUAAGACUGCUUGGAGUCGCUCCCCAUUCCUCCCCCCUCCCCCCCUUUUUGGUGUGGGUUUUUUUUUUUUAAGAAGGAGAUACAAUCCUACACACCUCGGGGGGUUUGUUUUCGGCCCACUUCAUCUGAAGAAGGAAAAAGUGCUACAUUGUGUUGUAAUUUUUGCGUAGUUACGUUUUUUCUUUUUUCUUUCCUUGAAAGAUCCGGACUGGUAGGGGGUGAUUUGCGCGCCCGCGCAUUCAAGCCAGAACUGAAGCCUUCCUUUGCUACAAAUUCCAGUUUGGUGGUGGUUGUUUUUUUUUUUUUUCUUUCCUUUUUCCUGCAGCAGGAGGAGGAGGCGAUGGAGGGCGGGGGCGGGAGAGGAGGAGAGAUUGAAUUGUGCUAGGAAAUGGACUGAGAACCUAGUUGGAAGGAAAACGUGAGGGGGGUAGGGGGGUGGGAGAGAAAGGAGAUGAACUGGAAAUGGGGAAAAUAAUAAUAAAACAAACGGAUUUGCACGUAUAGAGGAGAGGGUAGCAGCGCUUUUUCUCGGCCACCUUCUUAAUUAUAUAUAUAUGAAACCAGUAAGAUGGAACUUCAUAGACACUGAAAAGUUUUGGAAAGGAGACAUACAAAACGUGAAAGUUUCUGUAUUGAUGUGGUACAGGGGAAAUGGAGGGCGAUUGCUUUUAAAAAAAAAAACAAAAACAUUUUUUCUUCUCUUAAUCGGAAUCGUGAUGGUGUUGGAUUAUUUCACUGGUGGGGUUAAUAUAGCAUGUUAUCCUGUCUAUCUUUUAAAGAUUUCUGUAUAAGACUGUUGAGCAGUUUUUAAGAUAAAUAGUGUAGGAUAAUAUAAAAAAAGCAGAUAGAUGGCGCUAUGUUUGAUUCCUACAAACAACAAAAAAUUAUCACCAGCUUUUUUUCAUUCUUAACUCUUUAAAGGAUUCAAACGCAACUCAAAUCUGUGCUGGACUUUGAAAGAACAAUUCAGGACCAAAUUUUUUCUCAGUAUGUAUGUGUUUCUUCCUUAUAGGUGUAAGUGAGAAGACUGUGGUCUUUUUUUUCCUCACCGAUGCUCCAUCCUCGUCUUUUUUUCCUUGUAAAUGUAAUCAGAUGCCAUUUUAUAUGUGGAAGUAUUUAUACUGGCCAAACAUUUUUUACUUAUUUUGUCCCCCUCCCCCCCUUUUUUUUUGGUAGUUCUUGUUACCCACACCAUUUUAUGUCUCCUUCACUGAAGGGCUAGAGUUUUAAGUUUUAAUUUUUUAUAUUUAAAUGUAGACUUUUGACACUUUUAAAAAAACAAAAAAAGACAAGAGAGAUGAAAACGUUUGAUUAUUUUCUCAGUGUAUUUUUGUAAAAAAUAUAUAAAGGGGGUGUUAAUCGGUGUAAAUCGCUGUUUGGAUUUCCUGAUUUUUAUAACAGGGAGGCUGGUUAAUAUCUCUCACACAUUUAAAAAAAUCAGCCCCUAAUUUCUCCAUGUUUACACUUCAAUCUGCAGGCUUCUUAAAGUGACAGUAUCCCUUAAUUUACCACCAGUUUCCACUCUCUAACCUCACUCAUAAAAAGGAGAGAAUAAGCUGAUACACUGUAUGCCAACAAGGAAAAAAAAAUUAAUGAAAUGAUAUACUGUACAGAUGCUUUAAAACUGGUGUAUUUUCAGCAAAAAGGGAUCCUGUAGCUUUAACUUAUAAACCAUAUCUUUUUGCACUUUUUUUAUAAGCAAAAACGUGCCGUUUAAACCACUGGAUCUAUCUAAAUGCCGAUUUGAGUUCGCGACACUAUGUACUGCGUUUUUCAUUCUUGUAUUUGACUAUUUAAUCCUUUCUACUUGUCGCUAAAUAUAAUUGUUUUAGUCUCUUAUGGCAUGAUGAUAGCAUAUGUGUUCAGGUUUAUAGCUGUUGUGUUUAAAGAUUGAAAAAAAGUGAAAACAUCUUUGUACAUUUAAGUCUGUAUUAUAAUAAGCAAAAAAAGAUUGUGUGUAUGUAUGUUUAAUAUAACAUGACAGGCACUAGGACGUCUGCCUUAUUAAGGUAGUUCCGUUAAGGGGUUUUUUUGUUGUUGUUUUCUUUUUUGUUUUUGUUUUUUACUUUUUUUGGUCAUCCAUCCUGUGCAAUAUGCUGUGUAGAAUAUUUGUCUUAAAAAUCAACGCCACACCACAAUGUUUUGGGAAAAAAGAAAAAAAAAGAAAAAAAAAUCAUGCCAGCUAAUCAUGUCAAGUUCACUGCCUGUCAGAUUGUUGAUAUAUACCUUCUGUAAAUAACUUUUUUUUGAGAAGGAAAUAAAAUCAGCUGGAACUGAACCCUAAAACUUGA
Trichosurus vulpecula (common brushtail) is the source of this 5178-nucleotide messenger RNA. It is a transcript of the gene SOX4, whose product is annotated as SRY-box transcription factor 4. The transcript has a single exon. Lineage: Eukaryota; Metazoa; Chordata; Mammalia; Diprotodontia; Phalangeridae. The coding region runs from base 832 to 2358 and encodes 508 amino acids. Gene Ontology annotation, biological process: positive regulation of transcription by RNA polymerase II; cell differentiation; anatomical structure morphogenesis. The record is from RefSeq and is a predicted model, not a curated record. Gene Ontology annotation, molecular function: RNA polymerase II cis-regulatory region sequence-specific DNA binding; DNA-binding transcription activator activity, RNA polymerase II-specific.